Durotheca rogersii is the source of this 1394-nucleotide messenger RNA. RefSeq lists its product as uncharacterized. Lineage: Eukaryota; Fungi; Ascomycota; Sordariomycetes; Xylariales; Xylariaceae. Bases 196 to 1194 code for a protein of 332 amino acids. The record is from RefSeq and is a predicted model, not a curated record. The transcript has a single exon.
GAGGUGUACGGAAGCCCAUAUCUACACUACCGAGUGUACAUACAUCUCGCGCCCCGCGUCUUGCCGCUCUGCCUUCAAAUCCUCUCCGCCUUCUGACUUCCAUCCCGUCCACACGACAUCGCCAUAUAUAAGCCCGUGGCUGCACCUGCGCAACUGUCUCCGCCUCCAUUUUUCUUCGUCUACAUCCUCUCCACAAUGCCGAUGGUUACCGCCGAUAAGGAUUUACCCAAGUUACUCGACACCCCCGCGAAGCAGGUCAAAUGGGCAAAGAAAUUAGUCGCCGAGCAUCUGAACAGUGCCGCAACGCGCAUUGAUAAGCCUCCUAUGCAGGGAAUGUUCAGCAGGACCCUAUUCGUUACCCUCGCUGAUAGCCGUGAGGUAGUUGUACAAUUUCGUACCGAACCGCUUGACGUUAACGCGUUCAAGAUCGCCAAGGUAGCGCUGGGUUCGUUUGUCCCAGAUGCUGAAGCUCUCGGCAAUGAAGAGUUAGAGAGCGCCGGUGCCUGGGCUUACUUCCUUACCCUUAUGCCCGGCACGAUAUGGCACCGUGGAGUCGCUGGAAAGGGAGCCGAAGGACGUAUUGCCGUCAAUAAGUCAUUAGGCCGCGUCUUUUCGAAGGGCUUUCUCGCCGACAACAGUCAUGAAGCUAUCGAAACUAAGCUUCGACCGCACCUAGACGCCAUCUUAGCGUCGCCGUUAAAAGAUAUCCUCCCCUAUAAAGCGACUAUUGAGAGCUUCGCUAAGAGGCUUGAUGAGUUUGCCCAGCUCCCGCUAUGGGUUUCCCAUUACGACCUUAACGACGUAAACGUACUCAUCAACGAGAAAUGCGAGGUUACUGCUUUGGUCGACUGGGAAUUAUCUACUCCGCUGCCUUUCGGGGCCGGCUUUGGCCGUAUCCAUACCAUUGCCGGUGAAUAUACCGGAGGCGAGUUCUGGAUGCCGGAUGAAUUCGAGGUUGCGGAAAGAGGCUUUUGGACGGAAUUAUUCGACGGAAUGCCCGAAUAUAUUCGAAUGCUACUGGAAAAGCGCAUUAACCUGGUCCAGGAUGUUGUUAUACUUGCGACCUUGCUAAGUUGCUUCUUCUUUGAGGAUGGGAAGGUCGGUAUUAGUCAGGUUGCCUUAAAGGCACUUCCGAAACAUAUGACCUAUCGAAUCCCUUUUGUCCGAGGGCAGGAGCAGCCGUAUAGAGAAUAAUAUGAAGUCAGGAUAGAAUGUGAAGAGGAUAGAAAUAGCUGAGAUCUAAAUCUAAAGGCACGUGGCAAGCAAAAUGCUACCCUAGGUAGCUUAAUAGCUAUAGGGAUAUAUGAUCUAUUACGUAGAUCGGGAGAGCUACGUAGGCACUGAGGUUGCUUCUUGGGAGCAACGGAAAGUGGGAAGAAGAGAGUGAAUUGACU